Eubalaena glacialis (North Atlantic right whale) is the source of this 1222-nucleotide messenger RNA. RefSeq names its product spectrin repeat containing nuclear envelope family member 4 (gene SYNE4). Gene Ontology annotation, cellular component: nuclear outer membrane; meiotic nuclear membrane microtubule tethering complex; nuclear envelope. The transcript has 8 exons. The coding region runs from base 15 to 1196 and encodes 393 amino acids. Gene Ontology annotation, biological process: establishment of epithelial cell apical/basal polarity. The record is from RefSeq and is a predicted model, not a curated record. NCBI's taxonomy places the organism in Eukaryota, Metazoa, Chordata, Mammalia, Artiodactyla, Balaenidae.
UCAGGCUCCCCAAUAUGGCCCUGCCCCCACGCCUGGGCCCUACACCCCCCUCAGAGCCCUUCAGCCACCCGCCUGGAGCCCCUAGGGAACUGAACGCAUCUGGAUGCACCAUCUGCUCUGCCUCUGGAGAGGAGAGAAUCAGGUCAGAACAGGCCCAGAAGCUGGGGCAGGACUCCUUGGACCCCCCCGAGCCCUUCCAGGGUGGGCCGAGGGGCACUGAGUCUGCUGCUGGCCUCCCCAGAUUGCCAACGCCCCCUUCUCAUGAGGACUCGGCUGGGGCCAAACACCGUGAGCGCCCCAUCUCUGGCCGGGAAGUAUUGGAGGCUGAGCAGGACAGCCUGCAUCUUUGCCUUUUGGGGCUGGGCCUCCGGCUGCAGGACCUGGAGCAAGGCCUGGGGCCCUGGGCAUCAGCCCAGAGCAGGAUGGUCCAGCUGCAGGCCCUACAGGCGGACCUGCGUGGGGCAGCUGAACGUUUAGAUGCACUGCUGGUGUUCGGUGAGGGGCUGGCACAGCGGAGUGAGCCUCAGGCCCGGGCAUCCCUGGAGCAGGUCCUGAGGGCCUUCAGAGCCCAUCGAGACAGCAUCUUCCGGCAGCUGUGGCGGCUGCAGGCCCAGCUAGUCAGCUACAGCCUGGUGUUUGAGGAGGCCAGCACACUGGAGCAGGACUUGGAGGUCGAGGGGGACUCAGACGGGACAGGACCUGGUGGGGUCUGGGGGCCCUGGGCACCCAGUAGCCUCCCCACUCCCGCAGAGUUGGAGUGGGACCCGGCGGGGGACGUUGGGGGCCUCGGGCCUUUGGGGCAAAGGACAACCUGGACACCAGGGACUCCCUGUGAGCUGUGUGGCCACAGGGGCCCCCAGGGCAGGGGACAAAGCCUUGAGGACAUGCUCAUGUCAGGCCUCAGCCACCGGAAACACUUAACAGGUCACCGAAGACGAUCCCUGCUCCAGAAGUCUCAGGACAAGAUGAGGCAAGUAUCUCCCAAUGUCCAGGAUGUGAUGCUGGAGGUAGACCCUGGAGCCCCAACUCCUGCAUCCAGGCGGCCCCUGACCUUCCUCCUCCUCCUCCUUUUCCUUCUGCUGGUGGGUGCCACGCUGCUCCUGCCCAUGUCAGGGGGCUCCUGCUGCUCUCCUGCCCGACUGGCCAGGACACCUUACCUGGUGCUCAGCUAUGUCAAUGGUCCUCCCCCAGUCUGAGUACACAGUCCAGACAUAUGUAAUAA